AUGAGCUGGGCGGUGGAGGAGUGGAAGGAUGGACUUCCAGGGAAAGCCCUGCAGAAAAUCCAGGAGAUGGAAGUCCAGCUGGAUAAACUGAAGAAAGAAAGGAGCCAGAAACAGUUUCAGCUGGACUCCUUAGAGGCUGCCCUGCAAAAGCAGAAACAAAAGGUGGACAGUGAACGUACAGAGACCUCUGCUUUGAAAAGAGAGAACCAGUGUUUAGUAGAGUCAUGUGACUCUCUGGAGAAAACCCGUCAGAAGGUCGUUCAUGACCUCGGAGUCAAAGAGCAACAGGUGAGCUAUCUGGAGGGUCAACUUAACUCCUGCAGGAAGACCAUAGAAAGACUGGAGCAGGAGCUCAAGAAGUACAGAAAUGAAUUGGAUCGUUCUCAGCCAGCUGGCUCUUGCUCCUUGUCAUCCUCCUCCUCUGAGAUUCAGCCUUACACCACUCCACAGAAAAGUUUCUCUACCCCAGCUCCUGUUCCAGCCUACAGACAACAGGAUAAUAGACUAGAGGAGCUUCAGGAGAAGUACAGCCAGGAGGUAGAGGAAAGGAAAAAGCUGGAGACUGAACUUAAAGUCUUGCAGGUUAAACUGUUGAAUCAGUCAUCAGUCAGUGUAAGCCACAAGGACAUUGCUGCCCGCCAAGCUGGAUCUUCCAUAUUCCCAUGGCAACAACAAGAUCAGGCCCACAGCCGACAGUCUCAGGAUGCAAUGGAAACACCUCUGAAGAGGCGAGGGGCAUCCCUGUGGGACACGCAUGAGGAGACACCUAUCAAACCCAACCAGAGAAUGAGCUCCUCCAGAGCAGCACAGAGUCCCAGUGGAUCCUAUCAACAGAUGGAGCAGCUGAAGACUCUCAACCAAGAGCUGCGUGGCCGUGUGUCAGAGCUGGAGAGAAAUCUGUCCAAUCAGGAGAAGGAAAUUCGUAGCCAGGCCGUCAAGCUGCAGGAACUGCAAACCCAACUUAACCAGGCCCGCAAAGACUUGACUGAACGGGACAGAGACAUCGCCAAGACUAGCCAUGAGCUGAGUCAGGUUACAGACAGACACCAGCAGGCCGAGGCCAAGUGUUCCUCAGUUGAGCAGAAGCUGAAACAAGUCACAGAGGAGAUGAACUGUCAGAGGCACAAUGCUGAAAGCUGCAAACGAACCCUGGAGCAGAAACUCAAAGACCAAGAGAGAGACAGUCAGAAGGAGCUAGCCCAGCUGCAGAGUUCCCACAAUGCUUUGGAUCAGCAGCUGAACCAGACCAGAACCAAGCUAACACAAGAGGUCCAACAGUCCAAAAAAGACUACAAUGUACUGCAGGCUGACAUGGAGAAGAUGGGUUUCCAGAGGAGAGGGAUGGAGAAGGAGGUGGAGGAGCAGAAACAGAAACUGCUGAGGUCAGAGCAGAGCCUCCAGGCCAGCCAGACCAAAGAGCAGGACCUCCGCAAGAAAAUGGAGGAGCUGCAGAAAGAGAAGAACAGUGUGACUGUCCAAUUGGACCAAAGCAGCAGACGUCUUUCUCAGCUAGAGGAAGAGAAGAAGAGCGCAGACCAGAGUCUCAAACGCACACAGGGGCAACUAGAUGACCUCAAAGCAAAAUCAGAGGGACAGUUAGAAGAGCUGAAGAAACUUCAGUUGAAACUGGAGCAGCAGACUCAGGCUUCAGCCCGAGAGCUGGACAACUUGAGGAAGACACUUUCUGAUGCAGAAACCAAAAAUGACAGAUCUCAGAAUGAACUACAGAAACAGAAACAGGAGACAGAGAGGGUGACCAACAGGUUCAUGGACCUAGAGAAGGAGAGCCAAGAGCUGAAAUCCAAUCUCACUGCGAGUCAGAGUGAGUGUAAGGAACUGAAACAAGAACAUCAAGCUUUGCUGGAGUGGAAGAAAGAGAAGGAGACCAUGAUUAAUGAAACUGAAGCUGUGCAAAAGGAGCUCAGGGACAAAAUGAACAACUUGGAGAGCAGUCUCAGCUCCCUGAAUGAGACUAGUGAUGAACUUAAGAAGCAGCUCAUGAGUGUGGAGGCAGACAAGGCAAGUCUGUCUGCUCACAUCGAUUCCUUGAAGGGAGAACUCCUCAACAAAAGCACCGAGUUGGAGGAGAGAGAACACCAGUACAAGGAGCUCCAGUCUCAACUCUCUGAGGCUGGACAGAAGCACACCAAAGAACUGGAAAAUGUUGGUGUGCAAGUGGCACAGCUUGAAGCUCAGGUCAAGAAUCUGGAGUUGCAGUUGCAAAAGGAAAUAACUCGAGCAGAGCAAGCUGAGAGGACAAACACUCAGCUGCUGGACGAGCACCAGACAGCCUGUGACCUGGUCCGCUCCAAAGACCAGCUGGUAGAGCUGGGCCAGGCUGAGAUCAGCCAGCUGAGAGAGAGCCUCUCACAGACCACUGCUCAGCAAGAGGAGCAAAAUGCCAGGUUGGCGGAAGAGAAGGCAACCUUGCUAAAGCAAUGUGAGGAGAGUGUUUCAGCGAAGAUUGAAGAGACAGAGCAGAUCAAGCUGCGGUUUGAUGAGUCCCAGCAAGAGCUGCUGCUCACCAAAAAUCAGGUCAGUUCCAUGCAGCAGUUCCUGAAGGUCCAGGAGCAACUGGGAGCUGAGUUGCAGAAAGAAAUUAAGACACUAUCAGACAAUCAAGAGGAACACAAAAAGAUGUAUGAGAAAAAAUCAGAAGAGCUCAAACUGUUAGAGGGGGAACUGAAGGACCAGCAGGGUCAGACAGAGGAGAAGGAGAAGCAGCUCAGAGAGGCUGAAGCUCAGAUUUUGUCUCUUGAGAAACAAAAGGCUGAGCUGGAAAAUGUAAUGCAACAGAUGAAGAAAGAAACAGAGAUCAUCCAGCAUGUUGAGACCGAGAAGAUCAACCAUCUUCUGGAGCAGAUAUCUUCCUUAGAAGAAACGGUGGCUUCAAACAAUGAUGCAGCGGAGAAGCUUCCAGUCUUGAAGAAUGAACUGGAUGUGGUCAACCAAUCGCACACUGACCUUAAAAAGUCUCUAGAAGCUCUUGAGAAGAGUCACUCCUCCACUAUUCAAAUCAAGUCCAACCUGGAGAACACCCUGACAGAGAAAAGUAACCUGGUCUCUGCUUUGGAGAAAGAGGUCAAAGAGCUCACAGACAAGAUGAGUAAAGAGUUGGAGAGUCACGCUUCAGAGAUUGAGAAUUUCCUCAACAAAGAGAAGAACCUUAAAGAGCAGCUCCAAGCCACUAAGCAAUCAGUAACUGCUGCCAAAGCUGAAUUGAGUUCUCGUCGAGAGGAGAUCAGGACCAUGAAGACAACUCUGUCUGCUGCUUCACACGGCUUGGAAGAGAGAGACAACACAAUAAAGAGUCUGAAGGAGAAGCUAAAUAAAGCGGAGGCAGAGCAGGCCAAAACCUCUGAUCUCCUGAAGGAGAAGAUGGCCGCCAUGAACAAAAUCAAGGUGCAGCUGGAGAUGCUGCAAAUGGACUUGGAAGACAAUGAGACAGCCAUGAACACUUUUGACAGUCAAGUGGAGGAGCUGAAGGGAACUAUAGAGUCACUGGAGGCCCAGCUCGCUCAGAAUGAGACCCAGAUGUCUCACAUGGAGGCCAGGCUGGAGGACAGCAAAGCGCAGGUCUCUGUCUUGGAAUCCCGCUUAGAGGAGGUCCAAUCCCAGAACUCUGUGCUGGAGACACAAUAUGUCACAGCUAAGGAGGAGUUAUUCGACAGAAGCUGUGAAAUAACUCGUCUGGAAGAGGACGCUGUGAAAGGAAAACAGCUUGAGGAGAGUGUUGCCGCAUUAGAGUCUAAACUCUGUCAGAUCACAGAGGAAAACAUCAAGUUAGAGACAGCUCUCAGGCAGAUAACUGAAGACAAAGACAAUGAUCUCAACCAGUUUCUCCAGGAGAAAAACAUCUUUGAGACUACUUUGAAACAAUUAACAGACAACAAAGAGCAAUCUAGUGUGAAUCAAGUAACUGAAGAGAAGCUGCAGUUACAAGAAAGCACUGAGAGGCAUGAAAAUGAGGUGGCGUCACUUAAAGGGGAGAAGGAGUGCAUCCAGCGCUUGCUCCAGGCCUCGGAGCAGGAGCACCAGAGGACUGAGGAGGAGAACAGAGAGAGGAGCCACCAGUUUGAGGCAGAGCAGGCCCAACUGCAUCAAAAGCUGGCGAGCUUACAGAAGGAGCUGACUGUGUUCAGGCAGCAGUACGAGUCACUGUUGGAGCAGGUGGGCGAGCAACACAGCGCCAUACAACAGCUGUCAGAAUCACAGAGAACCGAGGGGCCAGGAGAAGAAAUCAGCCACAUGGAGUCUGAGGAGACAGACAUUGGUGUUUCCCCAGUGGAAGCAGAAGGACAGAUUGAUGUGGAGCUAACACAUGAUUCAAGUACAAAAACUGAGUCCCUUCCAGUUAAGGAGCAGCUGAGCCCUGUAGUGUCUGAACUGGGUGAACUUUCACACCAGUCUGACGAGGCUUUCAGUGAGACAGAGCUGGUCUUCAAGGAGGAAGUCAUUGAUCGAGAAAUGAUCCAAGAACAUGUGGAGGAGGAGAGGCAGGCAUGUGUGGUAGAGGAAACGAGAAGUAAUGAGGAGGAGAAACUACACCACCAAGAGCAACCCUCAGAUCAGGUUCCUGAAGACAGCAGUCGUCCCAGAGAUGUUCUUGAAAAUGACCCUGAAGUCUGUGAAAUGUCUCGACCCAUGUCCUCCUUGAGUGAGACCAAAGAAUUAAAAUCCCCUGCGAGAGACUUAUCCAAGGGACAAGAUGACCUCACCCACUACAAAGAAAUGAUCACAAAACAAGAAAAUGAGCUCCAGACCCUGCGCUUAGAGUUUGACUGUCUGAACUCUGAACUAGCACUGAGAAAGGAGCUGACAUCCGAACUGGAAGUCCAAGUUACAAACUUGGAAAAGAAAGUUCAUGCAGCAGAGGAGGAGGCACAUAGUGCAGCACACAAACUGAACAUUACCCUGGAGGAGAAGACAGACCUUGCUGACCAGUUGGUGCGGCUGUCAGAGGAGAGGGAGACGUUAACUCUACAGCUACAAACAGCUAAAUGUCAGCUGGCUGAUGUUAUAGAGAUGCUGGAAGGACUGGAGAUGGCCAAAGGUGGAUGCGACGAGAAGUUCCUUCAGCAGGAGAGUGAGUUGAAGAGGGUUCGCUCUGAGAAAGCUAACCUGGAGCAGCACAUCCUGGGCAUGGAGUCUGAGCUGGAGACCAUGCAGGUGGAGAGGGCCAGACUGCAGGAUGAGAUGGAGACUAAGAAGAGGACUUGUUCAGGCAUGGAGCAGCAGAUAGAAACACUCAUGGCAGAGACAAGCCAGCUGAGGUCUGAGCUUGUGUCCUGCACUGAGGAGCGAGAUGAGCUGAACCAGUCUUUGGGGCUCUGGAGAGAGAAAGUUCACAGUCUGGAGAAAACGAACGGUGACACCAGAAACCUAAUUUCCAUCCUGGAGGACGACAUCAGAGCAGGGAGGAAGGAGUAUGAAACCCUGCAAGGCAACAUGGAGAAACUGAAGACAGAGAGGCAACAGCUGUUGGAGCAGAUUAACGUGCAGGAGCAGGCAAUCUCUCAACAGAGUGGAGAAAGAGAGGAGCUUAUUGGCCAUCUUAACCAGAUCAAAGAAGACCACAGCUCUGUCAAUCAAAGCACUGAGUCCAUGGUCAGCAAGAUACAGGCUUUAGAGGGAGAAGUGAACCGUCUUUCACAGUCUUUAGAGUCCUCUCUACUGGAAAAAGGAGAGAUUGCCUCUCGUCUGAACGCCACACAAGAUGAGGUCCAGCAGAUGAGGACUGGUAUUGAAAAGCUUCAGGUCCGCAUUGAGUCAGAUGAGCGAAAGAAAAAGAAGAUGGGAGAGCUGCUGAAAGCUGCCCAGAGAAAGUCAGACUUGCUGCAAGAUCGCAUUGAUGCCCUGGAGCGAGAGAAGGAAGAUGUAGAGCAAAGUCUAGAGGAAGCUUUUCUACAGGCUGAGACAGCCAAAGCUGAGCUGGAGGAGGAGAGGAGAAAGGUGGAGGAGGAAAAGGCAAAGCUCAGUGAGAAACUAUUGGAGCUCUCUGCCAUGCUGGAAAGCCUGAGAUCUGAGAAACAACACAUGGAGAGAGAGUUGGAAACGAAACACAGAGAGAUAGAGGAACUGAAGGCUGCUAAAGAAGAGCUGGAGAGAGGAUUGGAGAAGGCCGAGGUAGAUAGGAGAGAGGAAGAGGAGAGACACAAAUACAAGGUAGAAGAGCUUGAGAAAGGGCUGAGAGAGGAAGCAGAGAGACAAAUUAGAGAAGUUGAUUGCCUCCAGGAGCAGCUGGAAGCCUCUCGUCAAAGGGAGAUCUCACUUGAACAAAAGAGCGCAGAAACAGAAGUGGAGAAAGACAGGGUGCAGUCUCUGCUGGUAGAGUUGGAGAAAGAGAAACAGUGUCUGCAGAGUUCUCUGGAGGAGUGGCAGACAGAGGGAGACAGGCUCCGCUCUCAGGGAGACGAGUGGGAGAAGGAGAGAAACAACCUGAGGGCCCGUAUUGAGGCUUUAGAGGGUGAAAUUAAGGAGCUUAAAACACUCAUAAAAGCUAAAGAGGAAGAGAAAGACAAAGAACGGAUAGAAGGAGAAAAUGGACGAAUGGUAGAGGAAAAAGAGAAACUGCAGUCCACCUUAUUGUCAGUGGAACAAGAGAGAAAUGAGCUGCGCUGCACUCUUGCUUCUGUAAAAGAAGAGAAGGAAAGACUAGAGCAAGAGAGGGAGGUGGUUGCUAAUGAGGAAAAGAAGCUUCAAACUAGACUUGCUUUGAUAGAAGAGGAGAAACAUGACAUGCAACAAACUCUUUCUUCACUCAAGCAAGAGAACAAAAGAAUAGAGGAGGAGAAACAGAAGUUAGAGGUUGAAAAACAGGAUUUGCAGUCUUCCCUUUCUUUGAUUGAAUCAGAGAAAGAGAACCUGUGCUCAGCUCUGUCUGUACUGGAAAAAGAGAAGCAAAGAGCAGAAGAAGAGAAAGAGAAACUCUCAGAGAGCCUCCAGUCUACUGUUGCCUCUAUGGAGAAAGACCUGGAAACACACAAAUUGUCCGUCGCACAAUUCAAUGAGCAGGUGUCAGAUCUAACAUCUCGUGCUGCUCGUCUGUCCAAAGAGAGAGACUCUGCUCUCAGCAAGAUGAAUCUUUGGAUGAAAACCUGCAAACAGCUGGAGCAAGAGAAGCAAAUGAUGUUAAACAGCUCAGGAAAUCAAAAGAGCACUGAGGCGGAAAAAACCAAGGAGAUGGAAGAACUUAAGGCUGCUCUCGAUGGAAGGAAGAGGGAAUUAGAAGAAAAAGAUAAAGAGCUGGAGGAGAUGAAGAGUGAGUUGGAAGAAGUGAACAAACUUCUGGAGGAGAAGAGCACAGAGGCUGAUGAGAGCAUGGAUAAAUACUGCAGUCUGAUGGUUGAAGUUCACAAACUGGAAGAGGCCAACAAUGCACUGACCACUCGGCUAGAACAGAUUACCGUUAGCCAACGUGCCAAUGAGGCUAACACCCAUUCUAGCAGUGCUGUCAAUGCUCAUCUCCGACGCUCAGGAAGGAAGUCUUCCUCGAAACAUCAGGGAGAAAAGAUGCAUGAAAACACGGAGAACAUGGCUCCCUCAACACCUCAGAGGUCAUCUCCAGGGAAACGGGGUCACCGUGACAUCAGUGAUAAAGACAGCGCCCAAGAGGCCCUGCACAACCUGACAAAGAAGAUCAAAGCUAAUGCGGCGACUACACCCAAACCAAGUACUGAACAGGACGAUGAGUUCAGGCCAGAGGGACUUCCUGAGCUGGUGCAGAAAGGCUUUGCUGAUAUUCCCCUCGGGGAGAUGAGUCCAUUCAUCAUGAGGAGAACCACAGUGAAACGCUGCAGUCCUCGGCUGGCUGCCAAGCAGACUGUUCUCACAUCUGCCCCUGAUGGCAAGCUUUUGGGGCCCACACCACUUGAGAGUCCCUCUGCAGACAGCUCCAACAGGAAGAGUCUCUCCCCAAGCAGCGAGGAGAAACCUGUGUGUCAAUCACUCAGCUUACUGAAAACACCAGAGCAAAAAGACCAAACACAUCAAGGAGACAACUGUCACGUUCAGUAGAUUGAUGUGU
Messenger RNA from Seriola dumerili (greater amberjack), 8026 nucleotides. It is a transcript of the gene cenpf, whose product is annotated as centromere protein F. Gene Ontology annotation, biological process: mitotic cell cycle; regulation of G2/M transition of mitotic cell cycle; metaphase chromosome alignment. Gene Ontology annotation, molecular function: microtubule binding; protein homodimerization activity; transcription factor binding. The transcript has 39 exons. Gene Ontology annotation, cellular component: spindle pole; nucleus; chromosome, centromeric region. NCBI's taxonomy places the organism in Eukaryota, Metazoa, Chordata, Actinopteri, Carangiformes, Carangidae. The record is from RefSeq and is a predicted model, not a curated record. The coding region runs from base 1 to 8016 and encodes 2671 amino acids.